Ctenopharyngodon idella (grass carp) is the source of this 3408-nucleotide messenger RNA. Its product is annotated as E3 ubiquitin/ISG15 ligase TRIM25-like. Gene Ontology annotation, molecular function: protein binding; zinc ion binding. NCBI's taxonomy places the organism in Eukaryota, Metazoa, Chordata, Actinopteri, Cypriniformes, Xenocyprididae. The transcript is spliced from 6 exons. The coding region runs from base 168 to 1802 and encodes 544 amino acids. The record is from RefSeq and is a predicted model, not a curated record.
CUCGUUGACCAGGAAUAAGGAAGCUGCUUUAUAGACACAACCUGUUUUACACACGUCACUCAAACACAGAAGCAGGGAACUAUUUUAACUUGUCAGUUCAGGGAAACAGAAACUGAAGUAUUUUUGAGCUGUUGUGUGUUUGUGUUUUUCUGUAUUUAUGCAGUAAAAUGGCAGAAGCAAGAAUUUCAGUGGAUCAGAAUGCGUUCAUUUGUCCACUGUGUCUGGAUCUGCUGAAGGAUCCAGUGGCCAUUCCCUGUGGACACAGUUACUGUAAGAGCUGUAUUACAGGCUGCUGGGAUCAGGAGGAUGAGAAGAGAGUCUACAGCUGCCCUCAGUGCAGACAGACCUUCAGUCCAAGACCUGCUUUAGGUAAAAACACCAUUCUGGCUGAAAUGGUGGAGAAACUGAAGAAGACUAAACUUCCUGCUGACUGUUACGCUGGAGCUGGAGACGUGCAGUGUGAUGUCUGUACUGGAAGAAAAUACAAAGCCGUCAAGUCCUGUCUGGUGUGUCAGGAAUCUUACUGUCAAACUCAUUUUGACCGUCAUGAGAAAUAUCACUCUCAUAAACCACACAAAGUGAUUGAUGCCACUGGACGACUGCAGGACAUGAUCUGCCAUAAACAUGAUAAAGAGCUAGAAAUGUUCUGUAUCACUGAUCAACAAUGCAUCUGUGUGUGGUGUAAGGAGUAUGAACAUAAAGACCACAACACUGUAUCAACUGCAGCACAGAGGACAGAGAAACAGAAACAGCUGAAGGAGACGCAGAUGAAGAUCCGUCAGAGAAUCCAGCAGAGACAGAAAGAUCUUCAGCAGCUGAGAGAGGCUGUGGAGUCUCAUAAGCGCUCUGCACAGACAGCAGUGGAGGACAGUGAGAGGAUCUUUACUGAGCUCCUCCGCUCCAUUGAGAGAAGCCGCUCUGAGGUCACACAGCGGAUCAGAGAUCAGGAAAAGGCUGCAGUGAGUCGAGCUGAAGGACGACUGGAGCGACUGGAGCAGGAGAUCAAUGAUCUGAGGAGGAGAGACGCUGAGCUGGAGCAGCUUUCACAAACACACGAUCACAUCCAUUUCCUGCAGAGUUUCCAGUCUCUCUCAGCACCUCCUGAAUCUACAGAUGAACCUGACGAUCCCUUCAGUUCUCUCUUCUCUUUUGAUGGCAUAAGAGAGUCUAUCCGUCAGCUGAGAGAAAAACUGGAGGAUUUCUGUAAAGAGGAGAUCAUAAAGAUCUCUGACAGAGUCACUUUCACCAACAUGAAUCCCAAGACCAAGAACGACUUCCUACAGUAUUCCCAUCAUCUCACUCUGGAUCUGAACACAGUGAAUAAAAACCUCUGUCUGUCUGAAAGGAACAGAGUGAUUACUUACACUGGCACACAGCAGUCGUAUCCUGAUCAUCCAGACAGAUUUGAAUAUUGUUCUCAGGUGUUGAGUGGAGAGAGUGUGUGUGGACGCUGUUACUGGGAGAUUGAGUGGAGUGGACAGGUGUUUAUAUCAGUGUCAUAUAAGAGCAUCAGCAGGAAGGGAUGGGGUAUUGAGUGUGCGUUUGGAUAUAAUGAUCAGUCCUGGAGUUUGUACUGCUCUUCCUCCAGUUACUCAUUCACACACAAUCAGAUAGAUACUGCUCUCCUUGCAGCAUCCAUCAGCUCUAGAAUAGGAGUGUAUGUGGAUCACAGUGCAGGAACUCUGUCCUUCUACAGCGUCUCUGACACAAUGAGCCUCAUCCACACAGUCCAGACCACAUUCACUCAGCCGCUCUAUCCUGGGUUUAAUGUUUAUCCUGGAUCAUCAGUGAAACUGUGUUGAUGUUUCAGAACAGAUUGUAGAGAGAUUUUACCCAUAAUACUUUGAGCUUCAUGAUCAAUCAGUUAUAGUGAGAUGAUACAGAGUCUCUUAUUUUCUCUUACAUUAAUACAGCUGAACUUCACUGACAUAACAGAAUAAAUGUGUGUAUUAAAUCUUCAAAGAGACAGUAUAAGAACUGUGUGUGUGUGUGUGUGUGUGUGUGUGUGUGUGUGUGACAUAUCAGGACACAAAUUUGUAUAAUGACAUGGGUAUGACAUUGGUAUUACAAGGAGAGGGUGACUUAUGAGGACAUUACCCCAUGUCCCCAUUUUUCAAAAGGCUUAUAAAUCAUACAGAAUGAGUUUUUUUGAGAAAGUAAAAAUGUGCACAGUUUCCUGUGAUGGGUAUGUUUAGGAGUACAGGAGUAGGAGGUUUGUACAGUAUAAAAAAUUUAUAGUAUCAGUGUUGUUAUGAAAAACUGAGCUCUGAAGGUCUGGUAACACUUUAUAACAACUUUCAUUAAUAAAUCAUUAACAAACAUUAUAUAACACUAAUAUUAUAAUUAGUUAAUAUAUAUUCAAAUAGCUAAAAAUAUGUGAUAAUGUGCUUGUUAAUGUUUACUAAUGAACUUAUUAAACAUUACAUAAUAAUUAACAGAUCAUUAUUUAAUGUAAAUUAAAAUGCUUCCAAGUGUCAUUAAACUUUUCAUUCAUAUGAUCAUGUACUUAUUGAAAAUCUUCAAAUGUCAUUAAACUUCAGUUCAUUUAAUGCACUUUUUUACAUUUACAAAUGAACAAAUGCAUAGAGCUGUUUGGUAACUAUGAGUGAUCUGGAUGUUCAACAAAAAAUUGAACAAUAUAAGAAUGACUUUAUAAUUAUAUGUCUUUAACUCUUUAACUCUUCAGACUUUUAUUUUUAUAUUUCCAACAUUUAUUUUCCACUGGCACAAUGUGUUAGAUUUUACCGGUAUGGCUAUAAUUGUAUUUUGUUCACUGAUGAAAUUAAUAUGCUGGUAAAUCUGUAUAUUCUAUUGAAGUUCAGCAAUGAAAUGUAAAAGAUGAAACCUAAAUAAAGCUGUUGAUGUGAAGCAAUAACUUGUGGUAUUGUAUAUAACAGUACAAUUAAUAAUAAUAAUAAUAAUAAUAUUAAUAAUAAAAUAACAGUAAAAUGCUGGACUUUAUUUUACAGUAUGUUUUAAACUAUUGUUGUAAUUUUACUGUGGUAUGAAAUACAGCAACUACUGGAUAAUUGUUGCGAGUAAGUUACUGUUAAUUUGACAAUAAACAUUCUACAGUGUACUCUGUACUUGCUUAAAAAAUAAUUGUUAGGUAUGUACUUGUGUUCGGGUUCUUUUGCAAAACACUCCUGCUGCUAUUGAGGUGUGAUACGGGUGAGGUUCGGGACAGGUUUGGUGGGACGGGCAGGUUUAAGAGUUUAGUUCAGGGGUCAACAGUGUACAGUUUGAUUACUAUAAGGAAACACUGUUCAAACUGUUUAUAUUACAUUGUUUUUAUAAAUCAACAAGUAUUUUCUUUAAACAAAAGUUGAUUUGUUUUCUCCUGCUGAUGUAUGAUUCAAGGAAUAACCUGUUUAAGGUUUACUAAUUGUUGAGGCAAUAAAAACAUGU